GUACAACUAUUCCUGGUACUGAAAGAGGAUGUACUUGUUCUGGGGUGCUCAGUUGCGUGCAUUUGAAACCACAGCUCAAAUAAAAUUUUACUCAACCAACGGAGUAACAACAGGAAGUGACUGUGAGACAAAGAAGUAAGCGCACAACUGAGCACAAAUUUUUGUUCAAAGUUAAAAGAAUCACAUGAAAUUUGUCAAAUGAAACUACAAGCUACAAUUUUCGCCAAAGAAGAUGGAACAAAACAUUGCGGAUUUGCUUAAGGAUGCUUUUUCAGAUGUUGACAUACAUGUAGAUUUUGAGCAUCUACAAUCAGAUGAGGGCACUAACACAUCUAAAACAGAGCUAGUUAUGGAUGAGGACAUGGAUGAUGUGAACAGUGCAAGUAAUCUCUGGACAACAUCAGAGAAAGGCUCAGUUGAGACCUUCAUUAACGUAUAUGAAAAGGAAGAAGGUGAAGCAAGCUCUGAUACAAGUGAGAGUGAGUCAAGUAAUUCAUUCCCUAUCGACACAGAGUCUCUAUUUUGCCUUUCUCAUGAAAUAGAUAAUGAUCAGGUUGUAAACACGAUGAUGACAGAAGCACAACAACUAAACUAUACAGCUGGUGAGUGUACUGCAGAGGAAGGAAACAUGCAAAGUGACUUAGCAGCAGGUGUUUCUACGCAUGGACUAGUUACUGACUUAAACAUAUCAGGAGAUGAAAAGGAGCUCCCAGAGGAAGAACACAUGGAAACGUUUAACGUAGAAUAUAAGCCACAGAAAUCACCUUCAAUGUCCAGUGAGAGUGAAACACCAGAAGAGACGUCAUCCGAAUCAGAUGAAGAAUUACUUGAGAACUACAGCACAACAGAACAAUCUCAGUGUGAAUUUACUGGUAACAAGGAUGAACUUUUUGUUGCAAUGAGUCAAAAUAUUGCUGAAAAAUACUAUGACAGUGAUGACAUGAAAGAGUUUACAGAGGAAGACCAAGAACAGAUCGAGGAAAGCCUUGCAGAUUAUCCCUCGGAUUUUUCACACAGUGAAACCGAAGAGCCUGCUGAAAAUGCUACAGCCCAGCCGUUCACCCUCAUAGACAUCAGUUCUAGUGACGAUCACUUCACAGACAAGAUGGAGGAUUUGUCCAAUGCAGAAAAUGUAAACUUGCAAAACAAAGACAGUUGUGCCCUAGAUCAUAAUUCUGGGAUUAAGGACCUAGAGGUUGAGAUGAUCUCAGCAGACUUAGAUCUGUCUUUCCAGAGAGGAAGCUUUGAUGAAGAGGAUGUCCAAGAAUAUUUACCAAAUGAUAGAAACACAGAGGAAUAUGCCAAGAAUAAGGAGGAUGCUGGAGCGCUAAGUGAUCUUAAUGAUCAAGCAGACUAUAUCAGUGACAGUAGUAGUGAUGAUCACAGCACAAGCGAAGAAGAAACUCAUUUUCUCCCAUCAUUAAAGCAGGAAGAGGAAAAGUCUCAUAUUACACAACAUAACUCAACACAGGACAUGGUGAGGGUGGAUAAUGAUAUUGAUUAUACAUGUCCAGAUACAGAGAAUGGGGAUGUUAACAGUCCUGAGCAACAAUAUGAGGGACAUUUAUCAUUUUGUGAUGUCAAGGAAAGAAGCUUCACAAACACAAGCUCUAUUUCAUAUUAUGAAGAAUCCAAUACAGAAUCUACAGAAUUACACCAAAGCACAGAGUCAGACAAAACAGACACAGCCAUAAAAGACCAUGACAAAUCAUCUUCAGAGUCUUCAGACAAAGUAGGGGAUACCAAAAACAUAAUAAAUGAGGUUUUGUGGUCCUCAUCACUGCUGAUGGAUGAAGACAACCUGCGCUUAGAUGAAUAUGACUGGGGCUUGACUGUUGAAGAUUCAUUUAAGAUAAAUUCAGGCGAAGGAGAAAAUCAAGAGUACACAGAGGAAGAUCUGGAGAAGUCUGAUGAUAAUAAAAAUCGGAUCUGGGAGCUGGAGAAAACUAGAAUUGAGGCGUUUUAUAGAUUCUAUGGUGAUCAGGCUGACCCAGAGGAUACUGUGGGCAGGAACCAUAAGGUUACCUUUCGAUUGGAAAAGUAUGAUGAAUCUUCUGAAUAUGAUGAUGAGUCUGACAGCACCGAAGAGGAACUGGACUCAGAUCUCAACACACCAGAUCUCAACAUAUUGAAAAAAGAGUAUCACAGUGAGUCAGAUGACCCAUUGGAGAAACCUUACUACCCUGAGAGGUCAAGGAUGCAACCAAAGGAACAGCAGCCUGUGAGUGCAGCAGAGAAGCAGCAUCCUCCGAGGAACAAGGUAAAAUGUCUUGCUGUGCUAAAGUCCAGCUUAGCAUUUGGCCUGCUGACAGCAAUAGGCAUCGUUUCAUUCUGGUGGGCAACAGAAAAUCUGGAUUGGAUUCACUGAAUUCACACCUCAUUGUUUCUGGUUAAGAAAACACAAUAAGAAUCAAUUUUAUACUCUUGGUGUAGGUGUAAAUGUAGAAUUAGGGGAAUGAGAUAUUAUAAGUGGCUUAUUAAUGUUUGUAAAAUAGGCAGCAGGCAAAAGUCCAUUUAAAUCAGACCAACUUUAUUUCUUGUAACGUUGCAGCCUUCUAACAUGCUCUAGGAAAACCUUUUUAAAUUAUAUAAAAAGAAUUUUUUUUUUCUCUCUCAUCAUAACGUAACAACUCUUGGUCAUUUUAGUUUGCCAUCAGUUGGGGCAUCAAUGGAAAGAUUCUAGUUGAAGGAAAGAAUGUUUAUAUCAUAGUGUUUUUUUUUUUCUACUGGCACAGAAUCCUGUAUUACCAUUAAAGUCAAAUUCCUCUAAACAUGCCAUGCAGUUAGUGUAAUCACUUAUUCUGGGACUGAAAUAUUUUGAGGGCUCUUUAAUAAACCAUAGUGCAUCAUUUGUCGUGCCAUUACUAGGGAACCAAAAUUCAUUGCAUGUGGAUUGAAACUGUAAUACUUUUCAUAAUGCUAUACUGCAAUUUCACUUGAACUCUCCUUAUGUCUGAAAGCUUUGUCUUCUUUAAAGAUUUACAUGUAUGAUUAAGCUACUAAUGAUGCUUUUGCUUAAGAAUGUGGAAUGUUGUUGUAGAUUAAAAGCUGCCAAUCAAAAGUCUAUGCUUGUUAACCACUAUUUCUUACAGGUUUAAAAAAAAUGUAUUUAUAACAAUACAUAUAACAAGCUUAAUUAUAUGAUGAUUAACCUUUGAUGAGAUAUUAACCAGAUUGGAAUUUCCAAAGGAAUGGUGAUGCUUAUGGAUUUUCAAGAUAAUGAUUAUAAUAACCAUUUAAUUGAAUGUAAAAUGUAAACAUUUUUACCUGUAAAAACUCCUGUAAAUGUAUUAAUAAAAAUAAAAUACAUGCUAAGUUUAUAAAUGUAUUGCAGAUAGAAGUAAAAAUGUGUAAAUGUA
This is a messenger RNA of Ictalurus punctatus (channel catfish), 3359 nucleotides long. Its product is annotated as dentin sialophosphoprotein. Lineage: Eukaryota; Metazoa; Chordata; Actinopteri; Siluriformes; Ictaluridae. Bases 233 to 2368 code for a protein of 711 amino acids. The transcript has 7 exons. The record is from RefSeq and is a predicted model, not a curated record.